Molecule: messenger RNA, 450 nt
Organism: Aethalodelphis obliquidens (Pacific white-sided dolphin)
Lineage: Eukaryota; Metazoa; Chordata; Mammalia; Artiodactyla; Delphinidae
Source: RefSeq, a predicted model, not a curated record
AUGACUCCACACAAGUGGUUUCUCAUCAUUGUCAUCGUCAUCACCACCAUCUACAUCCUCCUCCUCCUCUUCAUCAGCACCAUCAUCGGUAUCACCACCGUCAUCAUCAAGAACCAGGUACCUGACCAGCUUGCCGAGGACCUGGAGGGCAGCUGGGGAGGCCCCAUCACAAGCUCCCCCAUCACUUUUAUUAAAAUGGUGCAGCCUCAGGAAGUUGACAGUGUUGAUCAGGGCCCUCUGGGGUCCUGCUUGCUUAACAGGGAAAUGAGUAGGAGGGGGACAGUCAUGAGAAGGGAACCGGAUACCUGCCAGGAUGCGUCAGCCGCUGUUAGGUUGACUUUUGUGUGCAAAGAAGCUGGAUCUGAGAAGACUGAGAGGGUGUGGAAGCCACUGGGUUCAUCUGCUGAGGAGUUAACAGGUACAUUCAACAACCCCUGCUCGGUGCUGUGA